ACACACCGGGCCACAGAGCCGGGCGGCGGCGGACUACGUUUCCCAGCCAGCCCCGGAUGGCCCCGGGGCGGUGCGAUGGGAGGGGAAGGGCGCUGCUGAGGGAGACAUAACAUGGGCGCCUAACAACGGGAGAAGCCCGGCACGGCGGCAGAGCGGUGACGGACGGGACGGGGAGAUGGCGGAGACCGGCUCCGUGCACGCCACCCGCUUCGAGGCGGCCGUGAAGGUGAUCCAGAGCCUGCCCAAAAAUGGUUCUUUCCAGCCAACAAAUGAAAUGAUGCUGAAGUUCUAUAGCUUUUAUAAGCAAGCAACACAAGGACCAUGUAACAUUCCAAGACCUGGAUUUUGGGAUCCUAUUGGUAGAUAUAAAUGGGAUGCUUGGAGUGCCCUGGGAGAUAUGUCCAAAGAGGAAGCCAUGAUAGCUUAUGUUGAAGAAAUGAAAAAGAUACUUGAGAGUAUGCCAAUGACGGAGAAAGUUGAAGAAUUACUCCAAGUAAUAGGCCCGUUCUAUGAAAUAGUAGAAGAUAAAAAGAACAGAGGAUCUGGCCUAACCUCAGUUCGAAUGGAGAAAGUAUCUAAAUACUUGGAAGACCUUAGUAACGUCAUGAAUUCCGCUCCAAAUAUAAAGGCUGUGAAUGGAAAAGCUGAAAGUAGUGAUAGUGGAGCAGAGUCAGAAGAAGAAGGUCUUCGUGAAGAGGAAGAAAAGGAGCUACAGCAAAAUGUAAAGGAAUGUAAGAGCCUGAAAACAGAAUCAUUAGCUGCUAAGGAUUUGGAAAAUGUUGUUGCUAAUGACUGUUACAAGGACAGCUUCAUCCCAGAUAUGCAGAAUGGCAUCCAGAACAAAUCUGCCCUGAAUGGUUUGAAUGAGGAGGAGGAAAUAAAGAAGACAGAGCCAAGCCUAGAAAUAGCUAAUAACUGUGCUCACCAAGGUGCAAAUGAGGAGAACACUGAAGAGAUCUCAGGAACUCAGCACUUAACCAGUGAUUCAGACAGUGAAGUUUAUUGUGACUCAAUGGAGCAACUUGGGCUAGAAGAGCCCUUAGAGAUCAUCACGUCAGCUAAAGGAUCUUUAAAGCGUUCAUCCAAUUUCUUGGAUGUAGAUCACCGUCUUCAAGUAGAAAAUACUGAUCUUCCAAGGCCUUGCACAACUGCUGGGAGUCUGCGGCUUGGAAAUGCUGUAGAAGGUGCAGUUCAAGAAAAAGGUGAAGUCAAGUGUGGAGGAGAAGAUGGCAAAGCCAGUAAUGGGGCCCCUCACAAGGAGAAGAAGGAUGGAGAAAAAGCAGAUUUCUAUGGUAUCAGAAGAGGGAGAGGGCACAGACUUCAUCCUUUAGGUGACGGUUCGCAAGGUGGGCAGAUGGGUAACGGAGGGGACGGGGAGCGCUGGGGAUCAGACAGAGGACCACGGGGCAGCCUCAAUGAGCAGAUCGCUGUGGUGCUGAUGCGGUUACAAGAAGACAUGCAGAAUGUCCUGCAGAGGCUGCAUAUGCUGGAGGCAGUAACUGCAUCGCAGGCAAGAUCUGCAACACUACAGUCGAAUUAUCAGCCCACCUCCUCUGUGAAGAAACCAUCGUGGUGGCCCUUUGAAAUUUCUCCUGGCGUUUUAGCUUUUGCUAUUGUGUGGCCAUUUAUUGCCCAGUGGUUGGUGCACGUAUAUCUUCAAAGAAAGCGAAGAAAGCAGAACUGAGGAUUCAUGGCGCUGUUUAGGACUGCUGUGAGAAGGUGGCCCUGGGAAGUGAAGGAAUUCUGAAUUCUUAAGAGAACCUCAGGGUUUGGGAUGAUGUUCCUUCUGUUAUAGUAAUAUUUGUUCUGCCUUUGAGCUGGACAUUUAAGGACUAACAGCACUGAUACUUGAAUGAUCUGCUGCUCCUAGGUUACAAAUAAAAUUAAUAAUUUCAUCCUUAAAACCACACGAACAUUAAUUAUUUUGGAACCUGUUUGUGGAUGGGCCUUUAGGAACUGCUAGUCUUGCUGAUGCCGGAUAACAGAGCAAAUAUCAUCUUUGUAAAAGGAAAAGCAAAAAAAAAAAAACCCUAAAGCUGUCACUUUAAUAUAGAAAUAAGGUUACAAUGAAAAUACCCCUACCUGUUUUUCCACAGGUUUGUGUACCAUGAGAUGAAAGCACUAAUGAAGUAUGAAUUAAUGCUUUGUAAACUGUUGAAAAAAUACAGUAUAGCUCUUAGGAAUUCAACUGGUUAUUUUUGCUGCUAAACUGAUGUGGGACGACUUCCCUUGUAAACCAUUGAGAAGUGAGGUGGGGAGCAUCGAAUGUCCUUCAGGACCAUAAAUGAGGUUUUUGCAUUGGAAAACAUCCUGGAAGUCAGAGCCGUGGUAACAGAGGGACUGUGAAAUGUGUAUUUGUACGUAGGUGUGAUCCCCCCAAAGCCAGGGAUCCAUCUGAAAAGGCUGCACCUUAUGUUUAUAAUGUUGGUUGAUAGCUAUGCUCUUGUUGGCUACAGCUUGUUGUAACUGAAACCCCUGACUUGAGGCACAAGGUGCUUUUAAGAAGCCAAGCAAGCUCGCUCUGUAAGUAAAGUAUAUCUCUGAGAUGAGACAAAGCUCUGUGCAUUGCAAGUUUUCUUUUGUCAGUUGAUGUCAAAUUAAAUAAGAGCUCCUGUCCCUCACCUGUUGCGCACUCUUCCCCACUCGCCAUACGGAACGUGUCUGUUAGGUUUAGUAUUGCUUUCCCUCCUAUCCUGAUUUCUCACACAACAAAACUGCAGCUAAUUUUGGUGCCGAUUCUUUUUCUUUCACAGAGGGUUUAUUAAGCAGGAUCCAGAGCCGUGCAUACGUGGGUAGGUGAACAUGGCUUCAUUUCUGGGAAGCGGAAGUGCACUAAAAUUAAUCAGACAGAAAACAAAGAAGCUUCUUUGCUAUAAAGAAUGAAGUCAUCUCCCAGCCUGUGCGUAAGAUUCAAAUCUUAGAAAUUCACUGUAUUGUUGAUGCGCUUUUGUUCUCCAUCCACACCAAUAUUACAGAGAACAGAGGAAAGCUCUUUUCUGCCCUUCCUGGAAAUCUUUUAUAGUUUGAAAAGCAUUUUUCUUACGAGCUGUAUUGUAAAAGCUGCAAUCACGGGGUUCAAUGUUUGCCUUGCUGGGGCAAUUUUAAUCUUGUUUUAAAUCCUUUUUUUAUUUUUAAAGCAUUAUUUUUCCCUCUUCUGAUUUUUGUAUUGUAAAGCUGAAUUACAAAUAAAAUGAUCAGAACAACCUUUUAGGCCGCUGUAACCAUCAGCUUCCAUCCGCCAGAGGUCAGUUUUGGCAAGAGAUGCACCGAAAAACUCAGGUCUGAACAAAUCUUAUGCUGGAAGGGAAGUUCUACUGUGACCUGAAGCCACUGUGCCUGCAGCUUAAAGCCUGUAGAGUGAUUAAUUUAACAUAAAACAACAGAAAGGAUUAUGCAGGAAGAACGCUCCAGCUUGAAGGUCACUUCCAACCCAGCCCAGCAGGAUGGAGCACCAUGGAGCCUGUCCCAGCUGCUGAACGUGUCCCAUGUAGGCGGCUCCCUUUUAGAGAGUUCCCAAAGGUACCUGACUAACUAACUGUUAACUUCCCACUGAACUCAGUGUAGGCAUGUGUUAUCUGUGUUAUUUAUUAAUGGUUUCAAUAAAUCAAUCCUUUAAUA
Messenger RNA from Coturnix japonica (Japanese quail), 3618 nucleotides. RefSeq names its product acyl-CoA binding domain containing 5 (gene ACBD5). The record is from RefSeq and is a predicted model, not a curated record. Gene Ontology annotation, biological process: fatty acid metabolic process; pexophagy. NCBI's taxonomy places the organism in Eukaryota, Metazoa, Chordata, Aves, Galliformes, Phasianidae. Gene Ontology annotation, cellular component: cytoplasm; peroxisome. Gene Ontology annotation, molecular function: fatty-acyl-CoA binding.